AGGAGCUGGAAGCAAGCAGUAGGUAUGGAGACAGUUCAGAAUCAUAGUCAAAGUCGUUUUAACGAACCGUGGCUGGACUCUUGCUUUAAUGCAACCUUGUUUCCUGGAAGUCCAUGGCAAAAGGUCUCGCAAAAAAUUGGAGAUGUGUUAGCUGAAAAAUUGAAACCAGCACUUCAAGACACAAAGAGAAGACAAAUGAUAUUCAAACUUCUGGGGCAUGAUUUUGUGGAGACAUAUUUCAGCGAAUAUCCUAAUUUUCCCAGUCUGCUGCUUUAUCCAAAUAUGAGUGAACUAGAAUAUACACCUUUGGAGAAAAAAACUCAGGCUUGGCUUUUGAAACAAUGUACAAAGGCAGCAGAAGAAACAGGAUGCAAUUUUUCAGAUGGUGAACUUUCAAUGGAAAUGACCAGUUUUGUGAACCAUACUUAUAGUCUUGUUGAAAAAGAGAUGGAACUACAUCUUGCCAAGCAUGAAAUUAAGGAAAAGGAAAGCAAUUCAAAUGUGAAUCGGUUUAUGCUGAGAUCAUUUUUAAAGCAACGACGAAAUUCAGUUCAAAGUGCAGACAUUCAUUUUACAGUAGCAAGUCCAUCAACAAUAAAGCUCAAGCAUGUUAAAGGUAACACAAUUAUUCUGUAA
Molecule: messenger RNA, 636 nt
Organism: Pelobates fuscus (common spadefoot toad)
Lineage: Eukaryota; Metazoa; Chordata; Amphibia; Anura; Pelobatidae
Exons: 6
Coding region: 25-636 (203 amino acids)
Source: RefSeq, a predicted model, not a curated record